This is a messenger RNA of Papaver somniferum (opium poppy), 1304 nucleotides long. RefSeq names its product annexin D2-like. NCBI's taxonomy places the organism in Eukaryota, Viridiplantae, Streptophyta, Magnoliopsida, Ranunculales, Papaveraceae. Bases 135 to 1076 code for a protein of 313 amino acids. Gene Ontology annotation, cellular component: cytosol; cytoplasm. The transcript has 5 exons. The record is from RefSeq and is a predicted model, not a curated record. Gene Ontology annotation, molecular function: calcium-dependent phospholipid binding; calcium ion binding.
AUCAAAGUCCUUCCAUAUCUUUAAUUGUAAAUCAAUUUUCUCUCCCCUAUAUAGCUUUCAGUUUCAUACCUUCAUUUUCAUCUAUCAAUCAAUUGUUCAUUUGAGAAGAUCAAGCAUUUGCAUUUUGAGAGAGAAUGGCUAGUCUUAUUGUCCCUGAUUCCAUCCCAUCUGUUGCUCAAGAUAUUGAGCAACUGCACAAAGCUUUCUCUGGAUGGGGAACGAAUGAGGAUUUGAUUAUCUCCAUAUUGGCUCAUAGGAAUGCAGAACAGCGUAAACAUAUCCGACAAGCUUAUGCUGAAGCCUACGGAGAGGAUCUCCUUCACUCUCUGGAAAAAGAACUUUCAAGCGACUUUGAGAGAAUUGUGCUACUAUGGACUUUGGAACCUGCAGAGCGUGAUGCUGUAUUACUGAACGAAUCUACAAAGAGGUGGACUUCCAGUAGCCAGGUAAUUCUGGAAAUCGCUUGUACCAGAUCCUCCCAUGCACUCUUGUCGGCGAAACAAGCUUACCAUGCUCGCUUUAAGAAAUCUCUUGAAGAAGAUGUUGCAUCUCUCAUCACUGGUGACUUCCGCAAGCUUCUGGUGCCUCUUGUCAGCACAUACCGAUACGAGGGACCAGAGGUGAGCACGACACUGGCAAAACGUGAAGCUAAGAUACUCCAUGAACAUAUCUCAGCAAAGGAAUACAAUCAUGAUGAGAUUAUCAGGAUCCUGACUACAAGAAGCAAAACACAGCUUUUUGCAACUUUCAACCACUACAACAACGAAUUCGGAAAUGCUAUCACCAAGGAUUUGAAGGCUGAUGCAGAUGAUGAUUUUCUUAAGACACUCAGAAGUGUCAUUAAGUGUCUGGUCACACCUGAGAAGUACUUCGAGAAGGUUCUACGAUUAGCUAUCAACAAAACCGGAACCGAUGAAUGGGCUCUUACUCGAGUUGUUGCUACACGAGUAGAAGUUGAUAUGAACGUUAUCAAGGAAGAAUACUACCGAAGGAACACCGUUCAACUUGAUCACGCCAUAAAAGCUGAUACCUCUGGGGAUUACGAAAACAUGCUUGUUGCUUUGAUUGGGGCAUGAGAAUGCGUAUUCUUCAAGUUUUUUCAGCAGCACCUUCGUGUGGAUUGUGAAGAACCAUUUUACUUCUUGCUUUUAAUGAGACAUAAUGUGUGUGGCUUUAUGUGUGAAAAAAAGACCUUUGUUGUUCAAUAAUUCCAGCUUUUUUCAUUUUAGUUUACCAAAUUGACAUGGAAAAUAUGUUGUGCACUAAAUUGCUUCAAGCCGUCCCGGUGACCGGUGAUAAAACAA